GAAAACCCAUUAUUAAAGCAAAAUGACAUUUGUAUCCCAUUUCUUCUUGCUGUGAGCAGAAAUCAAAUUACAGUCAGAUCUCCACUAUCUUAGCCGGCAAGAAAAAUUACACCAAAUUCAAUUCUGCAAAAGCCUCAAUCUUCAUCGCACAUUCAGAUCAAGAGAAAAUCCCCAAAAUUCAACCCUAAAAAGUGAAAAAAAAGAAAAAAAAAGAAAAAAAAAAGAAAUUCAGAUCGCCUUCAAUCCGAUGGCGAACGUUCCGCCGGUGGUUUUCCGCUCCGGCGGAAGCUCCUCCGCCCCGCAGCAGCGCCGCCUCCCGACCGCCCCCUUCCAGCCCCCCGGAUCCUCCAACCCCGGCAUCCCCUUCCUCUCCUUCGACGUCAACUCCGCCGCCGCCUCCACCUCCUUCUCCGCCGCGCCGCACUUCCCCUCCUCCUCCGCCGCCUUCGACGACGAGCCGCCGCUCCUCGAGGAGCUCGGCAUCAACACCAAGCAGAUCUACCAGAAGACCAUCUCCAUCCUCAACCCCUUCCGCAUCAACCACCACCUCCACGAGGACGCCGAUCUCUCCGGCCCCUUCCUCUUCCUCAUGGCCUUCGGCCUCUUCCAGCUCCUCGCCGGGAAGCUCCACUUCGGGAUCAUCCUCGGCUGGGUCACCAUGGCCUCGGUGUUCCUCUACGUCGUCUUCAACAUGCUCGCCGGAAAAAACGGCAAUCUCGACAUGUUCAAGUGCCUCAGCCUGAUCGGCUACUGUAUGCUGCCGAUCGUGAUGCUGUCGGCGCUCUCGCUGUUCGUGCCGCAGGGCGGGACGGCGAUACUGGUCGUGACGGGGGUGUUCGUGGUCUGGGCGACGCGUGUCUGCACGGGAUUGGUCGUGGAGCUCGCGAGCUGCGGGGACGAGCACCGGGGACUCAUCACGUAUGCCUGCUUCUUGAUUUACGUGCUCUUUUCUAUGCUUGUGGUUUUUUGAUUGAGCUGCGUUUUGUUAGAUAGGUGCUGAAUUGGUUAGUAUUGAUGUUGGCUGUCUGUUUGUGUAGAUUUUGUUUAUUCUAUGAGUUUCUGGAUAUAGAUUCUUGAAUUUUUGAGGAUGAGGAAUGAGGAUAGCUUGCAAAUUGUAAGCUAAUUAAUAGUCAUUCUCUUUGAUGAUUGGCUGUCUCAACCUGUUAUGAAUUGCAAUUGUUUCAAGUUUCCUUCA
Molecule: messenger RNA, 1195 nt
Organism: Salvia miltiorrhiza (redroot sage)
Lineage: Eukaryota; Viridiplantae; Streptophyta; Magnoliopsida; Lamiales; Lamiaceae
Exons: 1
Coding region: 248-970 (240 amino acids)
Biological process (GO): endoplasmic reticulum to Golgi vesicle-mediated transport; vesicle fusion with Golgi apparatus
Cellular component (GO): membrane; trans-Golgi network
Source: RefSeq, a predicted model, not a curated record